CGAAUAUUUACAUUUUAAUUAUCUUUAUUCAUUGUUAUCAGUUAACAAUUAUACAGUAAUAAGUUGAAUUGCAAAAAGAAAAAGAAUGACAAGUGGACCACAACCUCAUAAUUUAAUAGGACCUUCAUUAGUCAAUAGAGGAGGUAAAGCGAUGGACUCAUUUUUGGACGCUUUUUUCGCUUUGGAUACAGAUAAUCGUGAAGUGAUAUCAUUAAAUGAUUUAAGUUCAUAUAAUAAAAAACAUGGUCUACAAGAUAGUUUUCCAGAAACAUUUCUUCGUCGGUUUGAUGCUGAGAAAACUGGUGUUAUAACAUUAGAACAAUAUUGUAAAGCAUUAGGUCUUGUUCCAAAACAAGCGCGCGAAAUACGAAGACGACGUACAACAGUAUUAUUAGAACAAUUAAUGCCACGAGAUUUAGAAACGAUAUACGAUGAUAUGGAUUUAGAAAUGAAAGUUAAAGUUAUGGAAUUAUUUAUUGAUGAUCUACGUGAAUCUGGUCGUAAAACAAAUAUUGAUAUGGAGAAAUUAGAUCAAGCUAUGCAACGUUUAAAAGAAUAUUUCGAUACACGUUAUGGUAAAUCAUGGCAUAUUAUAACAUCGGUUAAUCAACAUUUGGGAAGAUUUAGUUAUGAACCCAAUACAUUAUUUCAUUUUUGUUUAGGUAGAUUCGCUGUAUUAAUAUGGAAAACACCAUGUUCUGCUUAAUUUAUUCUCAUAAUGAUUGAAUGAUUAAAAACUAUUUCAAAAAAAAAAGCCAGUUAAAAAGACCCUAUUAACAAUAAUAUUCAAUUUGUUCUUUUAUUCACUUUUUUUGGAAUUUCAAUGUUACUACUUUAAAUUAUAUGAGUAGUUUCUUGUAAUAUUGAAUUAUUUUCUCCCUAAUUCUGUAUGUAUUCUAAAAACUUCUGAUAUACUUUUAUUUCAAAGGCAAUUAGGCUUUCUUAUAUAACUAUGCAUAUACAUGUAUUACCUUUGUGAAGUUGAAAUAUGUUACACUGAGAUAAAUUAAUCAAAGGUAAGACAAGUGCACAUGCAGGUACUACUACUACUACUACUACUA
This is a messenger RNA of Schistosoma mattheei, 1061 nucleotides long. Lineage: Eukaryota; Metazoa; Platyhelminthes; Trematoda; Strigeidida; Schistosomatidae. The record is from the annotation of a GenBank genome assembly.